UACAUUCUCUGUUGGUUACCUGUGUUAUAGUGUUUAUAAGAAUGCUUUUGGUAAAAUGUGACUGGACAUAAGGACCAUGAGUUGGAAAAUACUAACUAAAGGUGUUAUUAGAUAUAUGAUGUACAAAGGGCGAAUAAGAGAUAAAUAAUCAAUGUGAUUAUAAAGGAGAUUACUUUUAACUGUACUAUAUCUUCUUCCCUCUUCUAGAGUGCUACGAUGGCCUCUGAGAGGAAGAAGAGGUCCAGCAAGUAUGUGGACCAAGAGUACCACGAUAGACCAAGCUAUGUUAAUGCCAAGGCAGCCUACAGGCAAAUUAGAAAGGGAAAAGCCGACGGCAAUAAACAUGCAUUAUGGGUUCGAAAACACGUUCAAGAAUACCUUUAUAUAAUUGGAAUAUUCAUCAAUCAACACUGUGGCAAAGUGUGUUUUGUUGGAUUAUUGUUAUUGUCAUUAUGCUGUGUUGGUUUAAAAUCGGUGAAAAUGGAAACGGACGUCGAAAAACUAUGGGUUGAAGAGGGUGGUAGGUUAGAGGAAGAGCUCACAUAUUCCAAAGACCACAUCGGUGCAGGGGCGGGGAUUACCAAUCAGAUUCUGAUACAGACCCCAAAGUCGGGCAACAAUAUCCUCUCAAAGGAGUCGCUACUGCAACAUCGGGAUGCUCUGGUCAAGGCAUCGCAGAUCACCGUGGAGAUGUUCGAUAUCAAGUGGAGGUACACGGACAUCUGCUAUCUUGCCCAGUUUCCACUGUCUGAGAGUAGCGUUUUGGAAAGUAUGUUGGUGGCGAUUUUACCGUGUGUCAUCAUCACACCGCUCGACUGUUUCUGGGAAGGCUCUCAGGCCCUGGGGCCACCCAACGGCAUCAAGGGAGUUCAUGAUUACUUCAAGCAGCUCCUCUGGACAAACCUGAACCCGAUGGAGAUUGUUGGGAAGCUGAAGAACCACUAUGAGGGUCAGACCAAGAAGGAGAUGGAGGCGUUGGAGAAGGUGUUCAGGGACGCGGGAGUCACAACGGGGUACCAGGAGAAACCGUGCAUCGACCCCAAAGACUAUGACUGCCCCGCCACUGCGCCCAACAAGCAGUCCUUGAAUGUGCCUGACUUUGGUGCCGAGUUGACCAAUGGUUGCUACGGUUUUGCCACCAAGUACAUGCACUGGCACGAGGACCUGAUUGUUGGCGGCUUGCGGAAGAACCAGACAGGGCACAUUGUGCGUGCAGAGGCCCUGCAGUCCAUCCUGCUCCUGCUGGGGGAGCAGCACCUGUAUGAUAAGUACAGCAAGGAUAUCAAGACCGCUAACAUCGACUGGACCCUGGAGAAGGCCAGGAUGAUCCUGGAGGAGUGGCACCGGAAAUUUACCAAGGAGAUGAAUGCAUUUGCAAAAGAUGACAAGCCAGACAAUCAGUAUGCAUUUUCCAUGACCUCUCUCAUGGACAUCAUCAAAGACUUCUCCGACAUAAGUGUUGUCAGGGUAACCAUUGGAUACGUUCUUAUGCUGUUCUAUGCCUUCAUUAUUCUGCUACGCUGGAACAACAUGGUGCUGUCACAGAGUGGUAUCGGUAUAGCAGGGGUUCUCCUGGUUGCACUCUCUGUGGCAGCCGGCCUGGGCAUCUGCUCGCUACUUGGGAUCAAGUUCAAUGCUUCAACCACUCAGAUUAUCCCGUUUCUGGCACUUGGGCUGGGUGUCAAUGACAUGUUCCUAAUCACGCACUCUUACACAGAAAACGCCAACAAAGACAACAUACCUCACAAGGAACAGACGGCAGAGUGUCUAAAGCGGACCGGAACGACGAUUCUUCUGACAUCAGUCAGCAACAUGCUUGCAUUCUUCUCCGCUGUCAUCAUCCCAAUACCAGCCCUUCGCUCCUUUGUCAUUCAGGCUGGCAUCCUGAUUCUGUUCAACCUGGUUUCUGUCAUCUUCAUCUACCCUGCCAUCUGUAGUAUUGACCUCAUCAGGCGCAAGAACAAAAAAUGUGACAUUUUCUGCUGCUUCGAAAGUUAUGCAGACAAUGAUGUGGUGAUAGAGCUCCAGCCCCAUAUCAAUGAUCACAACAUGAUGGAGCGUAGCGCGAGUCCACCACCCGUAUACACGCCCCGCACUGCAUACUCCCCGCCUCCCUACAGCGAUCUGCUUGCCCACGAUAUGAUAACAGAGAUGGGCGCUAUUGGCGGGCCCACGCAGACAACUUUGGCUCCCUCUGAGGGCCAGUUUGUGACGCGGUGCGGAUCGCCCAUUCCUGGAUUUGAUUCUGCAACAAACUCGCGUCAGUGUUUGACAGAUGGUGAAAAUGUGACGUGUAAGGAUAAAUUUGCCAUGCUGCAAAAACAAUGUAUUACUAUGUCGCUGUCUUCGCUGGUGGCGAACAAAUACGCACCUUUUCUCCAAAGAACUCCAGUGAAAGUGUUCACAAUUGUGUUUCUUCUUGUGAUUUUAGUGAUAGGCAUUUGGGGCACUGCCCAAGUUAAGAAUGGGCUAGAUUUGACAGACGUUGUCCCGCGUGAUACAAGUGAAUAUCACUUUCUAGAAAAACAGUCCAAGUACUUUGGAUUUUAUAAUAUUUAUUUAGUGACCAAAGACUUGGACUAUCCAAAUAACCAAAGACUUUUGAGGGAGUACCAUUAUGCAUUUCAAAAUGUGGAUAAAAUUAUUCGUGAAGAGAACAAUGAAUUGCCAACAUUUUGGCUGGACUCCUUCAGAUCUUGGCUGCUUGGGUUGCAGGCAGCCUUUGACAGGGAGUAUGUAAAUGGUACAUUUAGUGCAAAGGGCUGGCCAAAGAAUGCAUCAGCAGACACAAAGUUGGCGUACACCUUAUUAGUGCAGACAGGUGAUGUGGACAAUUCUAUUGACACUGACCAGAUCACAUCAGUGCGUUUAGUCAGUAAGGAGGGAAUCAUAAACCCUGCCGCUUUCUACAAUUACCUCACAGUGUGGAUAUCAAAUGAUGCCUUGGCAUACUCCUAUAGCAUGGGGGAAAUACGUCCCGAGACACAAACAUGGCCGUUUGAUCCGGACGACUUUAAUUUGCAAGUGCCCAAGGCGAAGAAUAUUGCCUACGCACAAAUUCCAUUUUACCUGUCGAAACUGUCCAACAGCGACGAUAUUCUUGACGUCGUCUUAAAAAUACGCCAAAUAUGUGAUGACUUUACCUCGCGCGGUCUCCUGAAUUACCCAGUGGGGGUCCCGUUUACGUUCUGGGAACAGUAUAUCCAGUUACGCUUCUACCUCAUGAUGGCCCUACUGUGUAUCAUGGGUGUGACUUUUGUCGUCCUCUCGGUCACACUCAUGAACCCCUGGAUGGCUGGAAUCAUAAUUGUCAUUUUGACGCUGAUACUGGUCGAGCUGUUUGGUUUCAUGGGAAUCAUGGGCUUGAAACUUAGCGCAAUACCCGCCGUCAUUCUUAUUGUCACUGUUGGCAUGGGCGUCGAGUUCACUGUGCAUUUAGCUGUGGGUUUCUUGUCAUCUAUUGGCACACGUGACAGUCGCAUGGCGAUGGCUCUUGAGCACACAUUCUCGCCAGUGUUCCAUGGUGGCAUCUCUACAUUCCUGGGCGUUAUCAUGCUGGCGGGUGCUGAGUUCGACUUCAUUGUUAGGUAUUUCUUCAUUGUGCUGACUGCCCUGGUGCUGAUUGGUCUACUCAAUGGACUGCUGCUGCUGCCUGUACUGCUGUCCAUCUGUGGACCCCCGUCAGAGGUUCGUCCAAAGAAAGACACAGACCGAAUCCCCACACCUUCGCCAGAAGCAUCACCCAAGGCUAGAAUUAGAAACCUGCCGGUACGUGCCACUCGGUCGAGUAGAAAAAUGAAAUUUCCUCGAAGAAUCCCAUCGGAUAUUUCACUGACAACCAUCACCGAAGAACCUUCCCAGUACUCCUCUACAGAGAUUGUUGUGCAGCCUGAAGUCGUCGUGGAAACGUCCAUACCGAAGGAUGGUCGCAGCGGGCAGCAGACGGCACAUAAAAUGGCAGACGACACCAGUAGUAGACAUAGUUCACAAAGUAGAAAUAGCUCCACACAAGGGACAAUGCUAUCCACUCCCCCCACCCACCAUGUGACUCGGGUCAAGGCCACAGCAACGGUGAAGGUGGAAGUCCACACUCCUAUACCAGGCACAGUGCCAGAUUCACAUGAAUACAAACGGCGGCGACGGAAGGACGACACAGACAGCGAUUCAGAGUCCUCAAGUUCAAGCAGCUCCUAACUUCACAUGACGUCUUGGCUGAGUGGAGUUCCAGGCAGACUUCGAGGAGACGUGGCUGGAAGUGUUGGGCUGCUGUGCAAUACUCAUGUACUAUAGCAUUAUAAUUUAUAACAUGAAUUCAGUAUCAGUAUUUAAUUGUGGUUCAUCAUGAAGAGACAGGACUCUUACAAAAUCCUACAUCAGAGGUGGCACACUGUGACUUCCUCGUUAGAGUUGUCAUAAGCAUAAGCAUUAUAUUGUAAAAAAAAAACGCCAAGGAUUGAUGGUAAUUCGAGAAUAGCUAACACUUUUCACAGAAUCUAUCAAGGACUGUGCCAAUAAAUAUGAAACAUUGGAAAGAGACUUGUGGACAUAUGGCAUAAUGCAGAAUGAGAUUGAUGGAUGCACCUUCAUUUUGCUCUGAACAACUAGAGAGUAUUGUGUGUGCCUAAGCAAUAGGUAGCAAGUUGGAGAUUGAAAGUUCAACAGAAGAAUACACUAUGAAGCUUGGUUCUUCAUAGUUUAAUGUCUUUCGUUUGUAUUCACCAACAAUGAACAUUCUAAUUAAAAAUUUAAAACCAUGUGUUACCUUAGAUAGUACAAUAAAAUCACAUCAUUAUUAGUGCAAACAUGCAAAGUCUAUAAACCAUGUAUAUCGGACAUGUUUUGUGUGAAAUUAGUUGUCAGGAAUGUUGAAGACUUUAUGUAAGCCAGAGACGCCCCUUUGCAGGAUAUUUUCAUUGUGAUAUUUUGUUCUGUAUAAUUUGUUAUUUAUAUGUUGAAAGAUUGAUUAUGCAGAACUAUUGGUCGCCAAAGGCAGCUAUAUAAGUCUGGCAAAACUAUUCAGGGCUGUUUUGGACAUUCAUGAUUGUGUAUACUUCAUUAUUUGCUGCAGUAUUUGUUCAUGCAAGAUUUCUUGUUUUGGAUCAAUAUGCAGUGAAUUUAUUAUCAUAUUGCUGAUAGAUUUUUUCUAACUUUUAAACAUAUUUCGCUGUAUGCAUUUCAAGAAAUCCUAGAAAUUAAAUUGAUAUAUUGUAAUAUUUCUCAGUUAAGGUUGUUAUUAUGUAUGCACAGUUUUAAUUUAGACGUUCAUGUGAUCCAAAUAAUGUAGCAGCAUUUAAAAAAAAUCCUCUCAGAAUUUUACUUACAAGUGAACUUUUUUUUAACCAUCAGUUAAUAAUUAGAACAUUAGCAGACUAGUUGACAUUCAAGUUAGUAAUCUGGAAAGUUAAAAUCAUAGGCUGUUGUUAAAUAUGUAUUUAAAUGUUCAAGUCAUAACAAUGACAGCUACUGUGUCCAUGAUAAUGUAUCUAAAAGGUAUAUAGAAGGUUUCUUUCUUUUAAAACUUCAUUAUCAAGCUUCAUUGUCAGUUAUUUGUGUCAUUAGUAUUUUACUUGUGCCCUGUGGUUUUGAAGCAUUUAUUUUAGCUAAAUAUUUAAAUGAAUGAAAAUAAGUGUAAAUAAAUGUGCUUUCAAGAUUGCACUACAUUUAUAUAUAUAUGUUACGUUCAUGAAUUGUGAUGCAGUAUAAAGACUAACCAUGACUAUUCUUAACUAGUUUAUGAACCAGUGUUUUGUACGGGUAUUUUGUUCAUGCAUUUUUGUAAAAACCAUUCAAAUUCUGUCUUGUAUGUCUACAUAUAAUCUGUUUUUGUAUGUAAUGGAUUUUCUGUGCACUGUAUAAUUUGGGAACAUGUUCAUUGAGCUUACACAUGGAUACAACAAUGAAUUAAUUUAAUACAAAGAAAAAGUUUAUUUAGGGAAGUUUGACAAUUGUUUGUUGUUAGACAACAUAAUAAAUCAUCAAAUUUUUACUGAGUACAAAUGUGACCGUUUUUCAGCAGUUCAAUAAUUGUAUGAACAUGUUCAGUUCAUUCAUUAACUGUAAAUACUAUGAGAACCGUGCUUUAUCUUUAGAAUUCAUCUAUACAAUCAUAUUUAUUGACACAAAUUCUCUGUUGACAUAUGUUACAACAUGAAACAGGUUUUGUGUAAUGCUAUUUAUGUGUUGCUGUAUUUUUAAGAUAAUGUUAGUUGUUAUAUAAAAGACAUUGUUAUAAACGUCUUGAAAAAAAGUGCUAUGUAUUUACAGAGUGCUAUUUUGGAAAACAUUGACAUGUUAAUUGACCUGAAAAAAGUUGCAUUUUCUGUAUGCGUACUGUAUUUGCAUAUGCAUGAAAAGUCUGGUAUCCUGUAGAUGAUGAUACUUAUUUUCUCAUAUUAUAUCAUUCAAAUACCUCAUAGAUAAUGCUGUAACAGUAUAUUGAUUGUGUCAGCACGAUUGUAUGAUUUCCUGAAAACAUAUUCAAAUUAGUAUUAUGUUUGAAUGUGAGCAAAAACAGUGUCCUUUAUAAAGCAACAUUUCUAUGCAUGUUACUAUUAUAUGAUGAGCAGCUAUCAUAUGCUUAUCAAAUCAUGUAUGGUGACAUAUUUCACUUUUUAAAAACAUAACAUGAUUAAUAUCUUAUUAAUUUGUGUGAAGGCAAUGGAAACAAAAUUAGAAAUUCAUUCGAAUGUGACAAUUAAUGAAACUGAUAAUACAAAUUAUCUAUUGGAGCAACGCAGGGUAUACAAUUCUACCAAAGAAUUAUUUUACUCAUUUUUUUUUUAAAUCUCAGGAAACGUUUAAUUAUGUCUUUGCUACGCACAGAAAUGUAUUGAAGCACUUUAAUAUUUUCAAUGGAAAUAUCACAUGGCAUUUAUUAUCUGAGUACUCGUAUUUUCCUUCUACCAAAGAUAAAUUAUCUUAUACCAUAGAUUUCAAUAUCAUGCAUUUUUUCUAUGAAAUCAUUUCAUUGAAGCUGGGUGUUAUAACACAUUGUAAAAUGUACUUUUAUCACUCAUGUUAGGUUUUGCAAAGAAUUUACAGCAAAAAUUGACCAUUGGAAUUUUGCCAGGGUGGAGAAAAAAAGCAUGAAAUGAUCUAAUGAAUCUAUUUUUUCUCAAUAUUUUGAAAAAGUAUUUUAUUUGUGUUUACUUUGUCUAGGUUGUAAUUUAAGCAUCUACAGCUUUAUCAGAUUUUAAGUAUUGCUAUUUAGCUAUACAAUGUUACCUCAUUUUUUCUUAAUGUAUGUAAAGUUUUAUAUGCAAUUCAUUAUUAUCUCUUACUUUUUUAAUGUAAGUUAAUAAUUAUUGGUUUUCAUUCUCAUUUUUAUAUAAAAUAUUUAACGGUUGACAAACCCAAGAGUUUUCUCAAAAAGUACAAAUAUUGUUUAACACUUGUCAUGAAAUCGAUAGCAGAAGCAAAGAAAACUGACUGACUGAAUUUCCACCAUCAGGAUUAUAUUUUGUAUAAAUAUCAGAUGUGAUUGUGUACAUGUAAAUUGUAUAGUGGCCAGUUACUUUCUUCACAAUUCCAGUCCAGACAUCUGACACAAUGUUAACUUAUUGUUCUCAACCAACAACUCUGCAUAUUUGACCAUUUCAUACUAACCUUCUACCGGGUAGGUAUAUGUACUAGGUGGCUAAGUAACGUGUUGAGAAAGAUUUAUAUUUGUAUCACAUUUUUAUAUGAGAAAAAAUAAAAAAAUCAAACCCAGAAUCAUUUUAAAUGAAAGAAACAAUUUUAGUUUUGAGUUGUAGAAAGUUUUAUUUGGGCCCUGGUCUGUGAAAAAGGUGUAAAAUGCAUAUGCGUAAAGCGUCAUGCCAGAUUAACGUGUGCAGUCUGCACAGGCUAAUCAGGGUCGACACUUUAUGCUUUUGUGAUAUUUUUUGUUUCAAGAAAAUCUCUUUUCACCGAAAAACAAGUUUAGGCGGAAAGUGUCAGUCUGCACAGGCUAAUCUGGGACCACACUUAACGCACAUGCAUUAAACCCCCUUUUUACAGAGCAUGACUUAUUUAUAUUUACAUGUCCAGAACAGCAUCAAUGAAACAGAUUUUACAUGUGUGACAUACUGUCAAAAGUGUAUGAAAACAACUUGUCUUUAUCUGAAAUUACAUGAUUGAUUGUUCUGUAAAGAUAAAAUAUUCAAUAGUCAUAAAAAUGAAUAGGUAUUAUGUAUACAUUUUAUAAAGGCCAUUUUUGCAAAUGUCCAGUUGUUUUAACAGGGUAUUCUUUGACAUUAUUGAUAUUAUAUUUUCCAUACUUCCUGUUUUCCUCUCCGUCAGGGAAUUUUGCAUUUGUUUGUGUGUUAUUUCUGUUUCAUUCUAUAAUUUGUCGGUGUUUUCUAUUUUGACAAUUACUAUUAAUACAGAAUUGUAAUUUGAAUAUAUUUACAUUUAUAAUGAAAUGCCAUGCCCUUUUGUGAAACAAAAUUGAUUAAGAAGUUACAAUCUGGUAUUUACUAAAUAAUGUAAGUGUUUUAUACAAUGUUUUAUUUGGUUAAAUGUGGAGUUUUCAGCUAAAUAUCGGGCAUUUUAUUCCAUUCAAUCUUUUAUCUAACCUAAUAGAUAAUCUGGAAUUAAUUUGUUUAAUGUUGACAAGACUAAAAUAUUCUUAUAAGAUGGAAUAUAUGUUUUCAAAUGUAGAAUAAGACAAUUAUACUGAAAUUAAAGAAAGUGAGUUUCUGGUUUCAUAUUGAAAUGGCUGUGAUUUUGUCUGUUGUGUAUUGAACGCAUAUGACUAUGAUGUACAGAAUGUUACUGCUCUAAUAUCGAGCUAGUAUUGACUAUGAUGUUCAGAAUGUUACUGCUCUAAUAUCGAGCUAGUAUUGACUUUGAUGUACAGAAUGUUACUGCUCUAAUAUCGAGCUAGUAUUGACUUUGAUGUACAGAAUGUUACUGCUCUAAUAUCGAGCUAGUAUUGACUAUGAUGUUCAGAAUGUUACUGCUCUAAUAUCGAGCUAGUAUUGACUUUGAUGUUCAGAAUGUUACUGCUCUAAUAUGGAGCUAGUAUUGACUUUGAUGUACAGAAUGUUACUGCUCUAAUAUCGAGCUAGUAUUGGGUUCAUUCGCCCAGAUAUGGGCUUUAAUACAUUAAAAAUUCAAAAUGAUGAAAAUAAAAAUGUUUAAAAAAUG
Dreissena polymorpha is the source of this 9129-nucleotide messenger RNA. Its product is annotated as protein patched homolog 1-like. The record is from RefSeq and is a predicted model, not a curated record. Gene Ontology annotation, biological process: smoothened signaling pathway. The coding region runs from base 217 to 4194 and encodes 1325 amino acids. The transcript is spliced from 22 exons. Gene Ontology annotation, cellular component: plasma membrane. Lineage: Eukaryota; Metazoa; Mollusca; Bivalvia; Myida; Dreissenidae. Gene Ontology annotation, molecular function: smoothened binding; hedgehog receptor activity; hedgehog family protein binding.